UCUUUUUUAUUUUUUUAGAAUAAUUUUGAUUCAAUUGAUUUUUUUAUACAUCAUGAGUAAGCAGUGUGCAAGGUGCCAAAAAACUGUAUAUCCUAUAGAGGAGCUUAAAUGCCUUGACAAGUUAUGGCACAAGAGUUGCUUCAAGUGCCAAGAGUGCAGUAUGACACUCAGCAUGAAGACCUACAAAGGAUUCAACAAGCUCCCCUACUGUGAGGCUCAUAUUCCCAAAGCCAAAGCUACCACUGUUGCUGAGACACCUGAAAUGAAACGCCUGGCAGAAAACACAAAGAAUCAAAGUAAUGUACAAUAUCAUGCCGAGUUUGAGAAGACCAAAUCCAAGUUCACUCCUGUUGCUGAUGAUCCUGAAACCCUGCGGCUGAAGGCCAACACUAAGAACAUCAGCAAUGUUGCUUACCAUGGAGACUGGAAGAAGAGGGAAAUGGACAAGAACCGUUCAAUGGACAUGGAAAGAAGUGAUACCUCUGAGCUGAAUGACCAGCAGUAUUACGAAGAGCAGCUUGGACAGCUUCAGAACCUGCACAUAUCUAAGCCUGUUGAUGCGUCACCUCAAGCAGCCAGCAAUGCCUACUACAGCGAGCAAGGCUACGGAUACGAGAGCAGCGCUUCUCCACAGCGCAAGCCGCAGCACUCCAGCAACUCUGCGAGAAACAACAACACCCAGAGUCAGCACAUGGCACAUGGUCAUCGCCAGGCUGAAAAAAUUUCUUCUCAGCGUGACCACAACCAGAAUCCUGGACAGAGGGCACCUCAUACAAAUGCUGGAUACGGCGGCGAGCGCGCUAGGAGUCACCAGGACCCCACGACGGAGUGGCAGCAGCAGCAGCGGCAGCCUGCAGGGGCCCCCACUUACUAUGAGGGAGGCUAUGGCCGGGAGAUGCCAGCUAAGACGACGCAGCAAUAUCAUCAGGACCCUGAGCCCUACCGUCACCAGCAACACCCGCCCUCCAGCUACGGCCACUACCCGCAACAGCCGUACGAAGGGCAAGCAGGAGCUCCACGGUACCCUACACAACACCCUCAGCAGCCUGCCAUGCACCAGCAACCCCACAUGGUACAGCCAGCCAUGCAGCACCAGCACGCUAUGCAGCAUCAACAUGCCAUGCAGCAGCAUGCUCCCCAGCAGCAGUACAACGCUGGUCAUCCUGCCAGCCCACGCAAGUCUAUGCAGCCCACAAAUAUUGGGCGCUGCUACCAGGCUCUGUACGACUACGACGCCGCGGACACGGACGAGAUCAGCUUCAGAGACGGCGACCUGAUCAUCAACUGCAGCGACGUCGACGAGGGCUGGAUGACCGGCACUGUGCAGCGCACCAACGCCUCCGGCAUGCUGCCUGCCAACUACGUCAGGAGGGUCUCGUGAGCCUCCGCCUGCUGCAUGAGGGUCUCGUGAACCUCCACCUGCUUCAGGAGGGUCUCGUGAACCUCCAUCUGCUUUAGGAGGAUCUCGUGAACCUCCACCUGCUUCAGGAGGGUCUCGUGAACCUCGACCUGCUUCAGGAGGGUCUCGUGAACCUCCACCUGCUUCAGGAGGGUCUCGUGAACCUUCAUCUGCUUCAGGAGGGUCUCGUGAACCCCCUUCCUCCGCGUCUGUUCUGCCUGCUCUUCUUACUUUUCUUCAGCUGCUUGCAUUUUUAUCCUCGGCUGCCUCCUCUUUUGAAGCAUUCCUCAGUUGCCUGCAUCGUUGUUAGUGCGCAGCUACCUUCACUAUGAGGCAUUCCUCAGCUGCCUUCUCUUUGAAGCAUUCCUCAGUUGCCUGCAUCGUUGUUAGUGCGCAGCUACCUUCACUAUGAGGCAUUCCUCAGCUGCCUUCACUUUGAAGCAUUCCUCAGUUGCCUGCAUCGUUGUUUGUUCGCAGCUACCUUCACUUUGAUUCAUUCCUCAGCAACCUGCAUGGUUGUCAGUACGUUGCUGCCCCCAUAACAAGACUGUGUGCAGCUUCCUUCAGUGCCUUAUUGACGACUUGUUGUAGGCAACGCAUGCUGUGUGUUGCCCUGGAUCUGUUGCAUGAUAUUUAUUCUUGCCUGCGUCUUAUGUUCCCUUUAUUAGAUCAUCGUGCGUCUGAAGCUAUACAUUGGCUCUGUUCAUGAGAUUAGGGAAAAUUGUUUCUUUUAUAAUUGUAAAUGCAGGACAAAGGUGACUAAUUCGUCUGUAGAAGUGUUACCAUCUUCAUCGGCACGAAUAUUAUAUCUCAUGCUACAAUUUUGUGUUACAAUUUUAAAUUAUCCAAAAGAUCUUACUUUUUUGCUGUUUCUUUAUGCAUUAACAGUGAAAACUUAAUUAAUUAAAACCUAAUUAUGCCUGUAGAAUUCAAAUCGGUUCGAUGGACAAUGUUAUUAAAGGGAAUGUGAAUCUUUAAAAUUGGCAGCUUUACUCCGAUAUAUUUAUUUACACUGUGCCUGGUGUUUUACUGAUUUAGCGUGCUCUGUAUUUUUCAGCUUUUUUAGGCGCAUAAAUGAGUGGAGAGUCCAUGAGAUGAACUUCUUUGUGACAGAAUUUCCACCGCAGUCUUACGUUUUGUCGCAUUUUUCGUCAUUCGUAUCCUAUCGCAAAAUUGUCAGCAACAGAGAAAUAAAAUGGCAGCUUCUGAAUACUCAUUUCCUGUACGGCUAAUAAUUAGGAUCUGAUGCAGCUUUUCCUUAGACCUCAGCUUUUUCUUUAACCGCUCGGGUUUCCUUUAGAACUCUCAUUUCUUCUUUCGACUUCUCAGUUAUAUGAUUAUGUUGCUUGCGUUUGUUGUACAAAAUACCUCUUGCAUGCUCGCUGUUCGUACUGCCUGUUCGUACUUGCACGCCUCUGUUCGUAAAUACUUCUCUGUUCGUACUGCCUUCAUAUUAUCCCGUGUUAAAUUAACAGCUAAGAAGGAACUUAUUGAGUAGGAUACAAGAUCAGGCCUCUGUAUAUACCUCCUUCUCGACUCCAAGGCACUCAUUUCCCAUGCAUCGAUCCUAUGGGCGCCCGACUUUUAUUACAAUCCAGUUUCUGUUUCAAAGCGCCCAGACACUCAAUUGUUGAGCUGAAAACAAAUUGUUGCCAUGCAUUCUGACAUCUUUAUUGUGCGUUCAGUUGGUCGCAGUUUUAGAGAACUUGGCACGCGUAAAAUCUUUUUCUUUUUGGCACGCGUAAAAAAAUUUACGCACGGGUUUUUUUGGUACGCGCCAAAAAAAUUUUUUGGCACGCAUUUUUUGUUUUAACACGCGUAAAAAAAAUCUCCAUUUUGAGCCUUGUGGUAGGCAUUUGUUAAGCUUCAUUCCAUUUUCUCCAGUUGUUUUUAACUGUUAAAAAAGGGUGAGAAAUGAUUGGUGUUAAGCAUAUUAUUUAAAGGACAAGUUCUGUGCCCCGCCAGCCACACCUCAUUUUCCUACACUUAAGUUAUGUUGACUUGACAACGUUAUUUUCUCCAGUUUUGUUGCUUCUAUUAUAGACAUAGUUAUUUAUAGUAUUGUUCUCAAUGCGGAGAUAAUAGAUUUUAUUGCGUUAUUGUAUGUGCCCUCAUAGCCGUUUGUCUAUGCAUUGGAUAUACUGGUUAUUAGAUUUAUUUUACUUCUAGAUAUUGUUAUUAUGUAUCAUGGAUGUAUUCAUUGACAAGUUCAUCUCCUUUGCUCGGUACAAAUUAUAUCCCGUAUGUCCCUGAAAAUGUGUACUGUGUGUACUUGGCUUAACUGUAAACUCCUACGCCUGUAACCCUCCACUCCUCGAAAAAUCCAUCCUGAGUAUUUUAGCGGAGACGUACGAGUUACAUUCAUUGCUUAACGACGACUUUUUUAAACUUACCAGGAAUCGUUGUGCCAAAGUUUUUUUAGUGUCGAUUUGAUUAUCGGAUAUAUGCACUAUCAACAAUGGAAAUGCUUGCUUAAUCCAAGCGCUGUUCGAGGUUGCCACGCACAUCUAAUAUUUCCGGCACUUUGUAAAUGACGAACGCUGUGCGUUCUCCGGUGCGAACCUAACGGUAGCGGUCACGGUUUCUAACUAAACUUUCGUGUCAAUCAUUCUUGAGUUCAAGCUAAAGGGGAACGCUCGGCAUUCUGAAUUGAAUUCCACAUCAAGAUUUAUCCUGAAGUAUCAAGCUUCUCGUCGCACAGUCUCACUUCACAAGCUCAUGUCUGCUCUUCAUUGAGUAAGCGCGUUCUCUUCUCGUUGACUACUUCUUCAUUACCACUGUGUUUUUUUUUCACAGGUGAUUAAAUGACUCUGGAAGAUUUUGCUCUUUGGGUAGAUGUUCUCUCGCCCGUUAUCAUUACUGUCUCGCUCCAAUUUAUACGAGCUGACUUUUUUUAUUCCUUUCCAUUCUCGAGACAAGGUUUUGGAUUUUUUUAGAAUUCAACUAAUUUCUAAUAAAUGCUUGAGUGUCGCAAUCUACUGUCACAACAACUGUAUUUUAUUACGUUAUUUUGAUCAUCUCUAACCUGAUAUUUCUAAUCCUUAAUCGCCAUCUGUGCAUUUCAAGUUAGCAUGCAUCCUUUUCAUUUCAGGUUGGCAAUCUAGCCGAGUUGUUUUUCAUAUCUUCACCACCCGUGCAACUGGUCGCUGCCUUUCUCCUUGUCAAAAUAAUGUUCAUGUUGCUGGUGAUUUCAAAUAAGUCCUUAAACACAACGCAGCUGUGCUGUGUCACACUAGUUAGACUUUUGCGCCGCCUUUGUCAUCCGUUUAAACCUUUAGUUUACCGUCUGCGAGCAAACACUUCUGCUCUAUUGCAGAUGGCUUCACGUCAUAUAUUCAUCCGUUGAUUGUCCGUGAAUGUUGGACUGACGUACAAUUAUUUGUUUGGGUUAAUGUUGUCUUUUGUCUUAUACCUAAGAUUAUAUUUGAAGAUAAUAAAAUUGUGCGAUCAACUGGUACAUUGCAUCAGUAUCUCUAAUUGUAUGAGGACGCAGGCUCAUGAUAUUUCUCGUGGCAGGCUUAAAUUUUUUUGUUUAUUUCUAGAGGAAAUAACGCCCUAAUUUUGUAGCCCCGAUAACCCAACACUUUUCGUCCCCUUUAACGUUGAGAACUUGAACUUGACUCGAGAUGUUUCACUUUUUAAUUGUGACUGCCUUUAGAUGACCGUGAUCUUUUGAUCGUUUUAAAAACCUGAAAUAUUAGCUUACAAUUUUGACUUAAGGCUUGAUAACUGGAAUUGACUUAAUGAACUAAAGCUUAUAAUGAGAUUCCUGUCUUCCUUGCUGCCUUGUGAAGCCCUCAACUUCAGUGCUCUUUAUCAGUGCCUUGUCUCAACUACUGUCUCUUGAACAGACGUUACUCAUAUUAGCAUCCUCGCGUUUAUUCACAUUCCCCAUCGUUUUAAGCUUUUAAUCUAUACACAGGAAUUAUGAAAUUUUUCGUAUUUGUUCUGACAUUAUUUAACUGUAUACCAAAAAUUGAUCGUAACAAAAGGCUUUAUUUAACUCUUGUCGGAAGAAUGGUUUCGCUCAACUGCAAAUAUUACCCAGAUUACUGAUCCUGCGCAAAUAUCUUUUCACUUCUACAGGAAUAUACCAAGUGAAUUUUCAUAAUAGUACCAAAAAUUGUUCCCUUGAAAUGCACCAGACCGAAAACAAUACCGAGGUGGAUGUACAUGAUGAGUUUCAAAAUGAACUUGUAAUGCAGAUGGGAAUAUACUCUACUCGUCUAAGUUUCCAUGUAUAACAGUCAACACAAUAACGUCUAUUCCGCACUCCAUUACCUUGCCAGGUUCUUCAAUUAAAAUUAAAACUGGGUUGCUUGAUGCGACUUCAAAUGUAGAACCGGCACAUAUAUUAAGGACAUUAUAAACAACGACAGCUCCAAUUAUCUAAUGACUAAGAAUAAUCUAUUGUGUAUAAGUAAACUCAUAAGUGCAGCUUAUAAACCGAAUGUUCCUCAGUUAAAAACAAAAUAACAAAAACAAUUUCAAAUAAA
This is a messenger RNA of Hyalella azteca, 5895 nucleotides long. Its product is annotated as LIM and SH3 domain protein 1. The record is from RefSeq and is a predicted model, not a curated record. Bases 53 to 1381 code for a protein of 442 amino acids. Gene Ontology annotation, molecular function: actin filament binding. NCBI's taxonomy places the organism in Eukaryota, Metazoa, Arthropoda, Malacostraca, Amphipoda, Hyalellidae. Gene Ontology annotation, cellular component: focal adhesion. The transcript has 9 exons.